Messenger RNA from Tachysurus vachellii, 4462 nucleotides. RefSeq names its product prospero homeobox protein 1-like. Gene Ontology annotation, molecular function: RNA polymerase II cis-regulatory region sequence-specific DNA binding; DNA-binding transcription factor activity, RNA polymerase II-specific. The transcript has 5 exons. NCBI's taxonomy places the organism in Eukaryota, Metazoa, Chordata, Actinopteri, Siluriformes, Bagridae. Gene Ontology annotation, cellular component: nucleus. The record is from RefSeq and is a predicted model, not a curated record. Gene Ontology annotation, biological process: regulation of transcription by RNA polymerase II. Bases 560 to 2908 code for a protein of 782 amino acids.
CGCGUCUUUAAGUGGGUGCCUGCAGUCGGAGGAGCGCGUGCAGAGAGCGCUUCUUCUCCUCCUUCUUCUCCAUCCGUCUUCUUUUGCUUCCUCUUCUUCUGCUUCUUGGUCGCCACCGCACAGCCGGCGCGCGCUCCCGGACACCCCGAGACACGCACUGAGACAGAGACACACACAGACUCAGCUCCGUAUUCCACAGAGGAGAAGAAAUCUCUUUUUUUUCUGUAUAUGUGUGUGUGUGUGUCGCGUUUACUCUUCUUUCACAUCUCUCUCGCCCGCUCUCUCUUUUUCUCCCUCUCUCUCUCUCACUCCCUCUCUCAAACACACACACAUACACUAACACGCACACACACUCAUUUCCCACGCGCGUCGCUCGCUCCCGUUACUUGGGCAGAAUAUUUUGUCGCGCGGUUUUGAUCCUCUUUCUUCAGAAUAAAAAAAUAAAUAAAAAGAAGAGGACAUUUCCAUUUCCCAUUCACGCUCGAUUUGCAGAGGUCACAGGAAAUUACCAAAAGAGUGUGAUCCCUGGCCUUGAAAUGGCUCAAUAGUAUCACCAGGGAUGCCGGACCAUGACAGUGAGUCCCUCCUAAACCGACAGACCAAAAGAAGACGAGUGGACAUAGGCGUGAAGAGAACCGUGGGCUCGACCUCCACGCUGACAUCAGCAGCUUCUAGUGACUUCGUUACCAGCCGCACAUCAAAAUCCGCCAACAUCUUUGGGGCCAUGAAUGCCCAUCAUAGUGGAGAGCAAGACAUUCUAGAGUGUCAAGGGGUGCAACUUGGACAUGGGGACUCGAAUGAGACCAAGUCCAAUGUGCUCCGGAAACUUCUUAAGAGGGCCAACUCAUACGAGGACACAAUGAUGCCUUUUCCUGGUGCUACCAUCAUCUCACAGCUGUUAAAGAGCAACAUGGCAAAAAAUGGAACAGGGGGAGGAGUAGAGCCGGGGUUCCCUAGUAGUGCUCUCUCCAGCACAGGAUCCGAGGUGCCCCAAGAGGAUGCAUGCAGUAACUCAUCCCAGGAAAGCCCUCAGGAGUGUCUCUCACCAUUCAGCCGCCCAGCUCUGGGUCACUUUGACGUUGAACGACUUAAUGAUGAACACCUCCGAGCUAAGCGAGCUCGUGUGGAGAACAUCAUUCGUGGAAUGAGCCACUCACCCAAUGUCAUGAUGCCAUCAAACUCCAGCUCAAGGGAACGAGAGCGGGAUGGUGAAGGGGAACAUGAAGGACCUCAGCAGCCACCCAGCCCACGAGAGGGCUAUCGUGAGAACAAGCGCAAGCAGAAGCUUCCUCAGCAGCAGCACAGCUUCCAGCAGCUGGUUUCAGUGCGCAAGGAGCAAAAGGUGGAGGAACGCAGGCAGCUCAAGCUGCAGCUCGAGGACAUGCAGAAACAGCUGCGCCAGCUGCAAGAGAAGUUCUUUCAGAUUUAUGACAGCACUGACUCUGAAGGAAAUGACCCAGACCACGAUGGAGGGAACCUCUCUGAAGACAGUGCUCGCUCUGAUGCCGGGCUCAUGGACGGAGACGUUGAUGAGCGCCCCAGACACAAUUCUGCUGCUGAUCGUUCUGAUAAUGAGAUGUCAGACUUGGACCCUGGACACUUUCUAGACAGAGCACGGGCACUGCUAAGAGAACAGGCUCUUCUGGAUGGUGAAAAGCCCAAAAAAGAGGGCUCGCUGAGGGGCAAAGGCCCAACCUCUAUGCAUGCAGAAGGCAAGCAGUUGGCAGAGACCCUGAAGCAGGAAUUGAACUCUGCCAUGUCUCAGGUGGUAGACACUGUAGUGAAGGUCUUUGCAAAACCUCCACGGCCUCUCCCGCAGGUGUUCCCGCCACUUCCUGCACCUCAGGAUCGUUUUAGCGUUAACGGGGACAACCCCAACUUCCACACAACCAAUCAGCGCCUGCAGUGCUUUGGAGACGUCAUAAUCCCCAGCCCACAUGAGUCAUUUGGUGGAGUCCCGCUCCCCAGUGCCAAUGAUCAGACAGAGGCGCUGCCUUUAGUGGUGAGGAAGUCUGCAGCAGAGCAUCACCACCAGUCCUCAGCAGUGGGUGCUCACGGAGGCCACCACCAUCCCUCCCUCCAUCCCUCCUCUCUGUCAGCCAACAUGGGUUUUAGCCCGCCAUCUUUCCGCCACCCAUUCCCCCUCCCUCUAAUGGGGUACCCUUUUCAGGGCCCGCUUGGUGCCCCAUCAAUAGGGUACCUGGGCAAAGACAGAGGCUCACCUGAUUCCAUGGACCUCUCUAGGGAGACCACCAGCUUACGGACCAAGAUGGCAUCUAACCACCAUAUGGGGCACACCCGGUCCUGCUCGCCAACCCACCCAGGGAGCACGGCUGAGAGUCUGUCUCUGUCACUCAUUAAGUCAGAGUGUGGAGACCUCCAGGACAUGUCUGACAUCUCGCCAUACCCAGGAAGUGCAAUUCAGGAAGGGCUUUCCCCCAAUCACCUGAAGAAGGCCAAGCUCAUGUUCUUCUACACCAGGUACCCCAGCUCCAACAUGCUCAAGAUGUUCUUCUCAGACGUUAAGUUUAACCGGUGUAUCACGUCUCAGCUGAUCAAGUGGUUCAGUAAUUUUCGGGAGUUCUACUACAUCCAGAUGGAGAAGUUCGCCAGGCAGGCCAUAAACGACGGCGUGACAGGGGCUGAAGAGAUCGCCGUCAGCCGAGACUCAGAGCUCUUCAGAGCUCUCAACAUGCACUACAACAAGGCCAAUGAUUUUGAGGUUCCUGACCGAUUCCUGGAGGUGGCUCAGAUAACGCUGCGUGAGUUCUUUAACGCCAUCGUGGCCGGGAAAGACGUGGACCCUUCCUGGAAGAAGGCCAUCUAUAAAGUGAUCUGCAAGCUGGACUCAGAAGUUCCAGAGGUCUUCAAAUCUCCCAACUGUCUCCAGGAGCUCCUUCAUGAGUAACACUUCCCCAAACCUCCUCCACUACACUUGGUCAAUUCAAUUCAUUCUUUUUUUUUUUCUUUUUAAUAUUUUUCCAGUUUUUUUCUGUUCUUGUUUUUUUUUUUUGAAUGUAAGGCAUAUGAAGUAGCAUUCCUGAGCUUUUUUUUUUUUUUUUUUUUUUUUUUUUUUUGCUUUUUUUUGCUUUCUUUCUUUCCCUUGGGGUGAUCUAGUUAAAUUUUGAGAUUUCUUGUCAUUUAUUUUACAUAUUCUUUUUCAUGUUUCCUAUUUGGAGGGACGUUGGUCCCACUAGGGCCCUUUGACUUUUUGCUUGCCCGCUCUGGAAUUAUGGGUGAAUCCUCUUGAAAUCCUGAUACUGAAGCCAAACAACUCAGUGAACUGGUGUGACUGACGACGUGGGCUUGUUCAAACUGAAGUUUUGAAGUGUGUAUUUCUCUGGAGAAGUGGGCAUUGCAUUUAUAGGGUGUAUAGAAUUAUUAUUAUUAUUUCUAUUAUUAUUGUUAUUUUAUUACUGUUGGUGUUCUUGUUGUCGUUGUUGUUGUUCCUGCUUGGGUAAGACUGGCACUUGGAGGUUUUUCUUUCUAUCUUUCUUUCAUUCAUUCUUUUCUUUCUUCCUUUCUUUCUUUUCUUUUUUCCCUUUGUUUCAUGAUAAGAUUGCAAGAAAAUAAAUUAUUAUUCCAAAAUGUAAAUCUUUAACUAUAUGCAAAACUAUAUUACAGACUUUACAUUAGAAUAGCUUUUCAUUAAGUCCUCACCCUGGAUUUUGGUUUAUAUGGGUCCAAGAAUUGACAUUUUUGGCUGGCUUUGAUUGACGGCCCAAUGCACCAAUCACAUUUGAAAGGGUACCAUAACCCCGCCCCUUUUUGAAUUAUUAUUAUUUGCUACACAGCCUGCUUUUUUUUUUCACUUCUCUGGUUUGCACAGAAAACCCAUUUUUAAUGUUUAAUGCAACGGUCCAGUCCCUCUGAAUCACACACACACACAAACACACACACACACUGUCCUGCUUACUCAAAUGCUUUGUGUGUAUGUGUGUAGCACUUGCUCAGUUAAAUAGGUGUCUCUUUGCGUGGUGAACAAGGAGGUCAUCAUCACAGAACUUACGUCACAUCAGAAUUUCAAUUCGGUCACUGUGCAUUUUCAAGAACACACAUUUAAAUGCCCUUCAACACACAUCUCAUUCCAGAGGAGUCAUAUGAAACCUUCGAGGAAGUGUGUGUGAGUGUGUGUGUGUAUGUGUGUGUGUGUGUGUGUGUGUGUGUGUGCGCACACAAUUUUUUUUUCUGCUGUGUGGUAAUUAGCUCAGUAUUUUUAUGGUGUUUCUUGAAUACUGACUUGUUAUGAAAUUAAAAGGUGACCAUGUUUGAAGAGGACACAUUACAACACGAUUUCAAUCCUUGCAUAUGAUCGAUUUAUUAUUUUUUUUCCUGGAUGUUACGAUUUGAAAGUUUGUACUGUAUGGAUAUGAAUUUAAAAAAAAUGCACUUACCUGUUGUUCAGUGAAAGCAAUGACAUUGGAUUUUAUUUAAUAAAGAUUGCAAAUAUACUUGAAACGAA